AGCCAUGGAGGCCACGGCAGCCACCAAUCGUCGUUCGAAAUUUGAGCGAUCCUUUACCGUACAAGGUGAUGAUGUACCGUCAUGUUCAAGGAAAUCAGGUCAAAAUGGCAGUUUACGAAAGAACAGUCGAUUUACAGCGAGGUCACGAUCACAACGAAGAGGCACACUGAGUUCGAUCGCUUCGUUGUCGUUCAGCCAAAAGCAGGCGCUCACUGCCUCAUGGCGCCUGCUGCGCCCACAAGCGCCAGCUCUGUUUCGAAAAGUUCUACUGGAAUUGGAGAUUGUCUCGAGUAAAGUAAAACAGAUAUUCUACAAAGCACUCUGUGUGGAUGCAUUCAAUAAAGACGAGGAAAAUCUUGCAACUAUGGACGCACAUAUCAAGUUGAUGGUGAAGUUUUUCGAUGACCUACUGGCAACGCUAGAAGACGAAACUGAAUGCACAAAUCGUAUGAAACAAAUAGGCACAGCACAUGCUGUUCUAGCAAGGACAUGUGGAUUUUCAAGCGAUAUUUGGGAACGGCUUGGUGAGAUCGCUAUGGAACGUAUCUGCGCUCACGAAGUUGUACAGAAAACCCGAGAUGCGGCUCGAGCUUGGCGAGUAUUAUUAGCAUGUAUUAUCGACGAACUUCGUAGUGGUUUCGACGUAGAAGCUCGCUAUUAUAGAAAAACCUCGUCCGCGGAUCAACUGGAUGAAGUGGAAAACGUUGAUAGCGAAGAGACAACCGAAUCCAGCACGAUUCAAGAGAAAAUGCGGCAACUACGCUUGGAAUAUGACUCGACAGUGCCUUACGAAUAAAGAGGCCGUGCGCAUGAGCUAUUUGUUGCACCAGCCGCUUUCUCUCCUUUUCCUACUCUUUGUAAUAACCUAGUCAACCGAUCUCAUCAAUCUACAUAUGACACAGCUUCUUUCCUUUUUUCCUCACGUGCUCACCAAGAUUCUUUUCUUCCCGCAAAAAAUUUUGGUCAUCUCAGUUAUGACUACCUAAACAGCAACAUACACAUCAUUCUCUUGUUGUUCUCUCGUGAUCACCUCGCUUUUGUACUGCUUGCACAUUAUUUUCUGGGUCGCAGUAUCAUAAUCGCAUUCUGCGUGUGAUAUUAUGUUUUAUCUGCACAUCUUGUAUAUGUUUUCCAUGUAACUACUUC
Molecule: messenger RNA, 1146 nt
Organism: Cylicocyclus nassatus
Lineage: Eukaryota; Metazoa; Nematoda; Chromadorea; Rhabditida; Strongylidae
Source: the annotation of a GenBank genome assembly